AUGAUCUCUCGUCAAUUUUCGAGAGCAUAUAGGGCUGUAGCCCCGCCAGUUUUUUCUAUCAAAAAACGUAAUUUUGCCCAAAUUCUUUCUGAAAACAUAGGGAGAGAGAACGUACCAAUUUCGAAUUUAGAACCUGACAAAUAUUUAAAUUAUAAAAGAAUUCAAGAUAAUCUGGCCAUUGUAAAAAAAAGGUUAGGAAGACCUUUGACAUAUUCCGAGAAAAUCGUUUAUGGUCAUUUGGACGAGCCACACGGACAAGAAAUUGUACGUGGGAAAUCGUAUCUUAGAUUACGUCCCGAUCGAGUUGCUUGUCAAGAUGCUACAGCUCAAAUGGCCCUUCUACAAUUCAUGUCUGCUCGGAUGCCAGAAGUGGCAGUACCGACUACUGUACACUGUGAUCACUUAAUUGAAGCACAAGUAGGGGGAUCUAAAGAUUUAGAUCGUGCAAUUAAAACUAAUGCUGAAGUCUAUGAUUUCUUAUCCACUGCUUCCCAAAAAUACAAUAUUGGGUUUUGGCGUCCCGGCUCUGGCAUCAUUCAUCAAAUUAUAUUGGAAAACUAUGCUUUUCCCGGUGGUCUUAUGAUUGGCACUGAUUCUCACACACCAAAUGCGGGAGGUUUGGAUGUAAUCCUUAAAGUAGCCGGUAUUCUAACUGUUAAAGGUGGUACUGGUGCGAUAAUCGAGUAUUUUGGACCUGGUGUUGAAUCACUGUCUUGUACCGGAAUGGCCACGAUUUGUAAUAUGGGUGCGGAAAUAGGUGCCACUACAUCAGUUUUCCCUUUCAAUAAACGUAUGGUUGACUUUUUGCGUGCCACAAAGCGUUCCGAAAUUGCAUCUUACGCAGAAUCCUUUUCCCAUAAUUUACGCGCGGAUGAAAAUGCUCAGUACGAUCAAGUUAUUGAGAUCAAUUUAUCAGAAUUAGAACCACAUAUCAAUGGACCUUUCACGCCCGAUUUGGCCACUCCUAUAAGUAAAUUUAAAGAGGCAGUCGAAAAAAACUCAUGGCCAUCAGAGUUAAAAGUUGGUUUAAUUGGUUCAUGUACAAAUUCUUCAUACGAAGAUAUGUCUCGAUCUGCAUCAAUUGCGAAACAAGCUCUUGACCAUGGUCUCAAGGCAAAGUCCAUGUUUACAAUCACUCCUGGCUCAGAACAAGUUCGUGCAACCAUUGCACGUGAUGGUCAAGAGCAAGUAUUAAAAGAAGCUGGCGGAUUGGUCUUAGCUAAUGCCUGUGGUCCAUGUAUAGGGCAAUGGGAUCGUAAGGACGUUAAGAAAGGAGAAAAAAAUUCCAUUGUAACAUCAUAUAAUAGAAAUUUUACAGGACGUAAUGAUGCUAAUCCUGCAACUCACGCUUUUGUCACUUCCCCAGACAUUGUAACAGCGAUGGUAUUUGCAGGUGAUCUUAAAUUUAAUCCCCUUGCAGAUGACCUUAUUGGUGUAGAUGGAAAACCUUUCAAAUUUCACGAUCCAAUUGGAGAUGAAUUGCCUCCUCGUGGUUAUGAUCCUGGUAAGGAUACAUAUCAAGGUCCACCAAAGGACCGUAGUUCAGUUGAAGUACACGUUGAUCCUAAAAGCAAUCGACUUCAGUUAUUGGAACCAUUCUCCAAAUGGAAUGGUAAAGAUAUCCAAGAAAUACCUAUUUUAAUUAAAGUUAAAGGAAAAUGUACUACGGAUCAUAUAUCAAUGGCUGGACCUUGGCUUAAAUAUCGUGGUCAUUUGGAUAAUAUUUCGAAUAACAUGUUGAUUGGAGCCGUUAACUCUGAGAAUAAUUCAGUUAAUAAAGUUAAGAAUUUAUUAACUGGAGAAUAUGAUACCGUACCUAAUGUUGCGCGAAAUUAUAAGUCAAAAGGUAUCGGAUGGAUUGUAAUUGGUGAUGAAAAUUAUGGAGAAGGUUCUUCACGAGAACAUGCAGCUUUGGAAGUUCGUCAUCUAGGCGGUUUAGCAGUAGUUGUGAAAUCCUUUGCCAGAAUUCACGAAACUAAUCUAAAAAAACAAGGGUUGUUACCUCUUACAUUUGCCAAACCAGAAGAUUAUGAUAAAGUUGAACCAAAUGACAACGUAUCAAUUAUUGGAUUAACCAAUUUCACCCCCGGUAAACCGUUAACACUUAGACUUCAUAAAAAGACAGGAGAAGUAGUUGAUAUUCCAGUUAAUCAUACUUUUAAUGAAAAUCAGAUUGAUUGGUUUAAAGCAGGUUCAGCUUUAAAUAAAAUGGCUGAGAAACAUGCUCACUGA
Messenger RNA from Diversispora eburnea, 2232 nucleotides. Lineage: Eukaryota; Fungi; Glomeromycota; Glomeromycetes; Diversisporales; Diversisporaceae. The record is from the annotation of a GenBank genome assembly.